CUCCCUCCUCCGUCCACCUAUCUCUCCACUCGUCGAGCUCAUCACAUCACAUCGGCAGCCGCCUCCUCCCUCUCCAGCCUCCGCUUCCAAUGGACGCCGCCCUCGCCUUCUCCUCCUCGGCUCAGAGCCCUAACCCCAUGCGCUUCUCUCCCUCCGCCACUGCCUCGCCGUCCUCGCGCGUCCACCAGCGCCUCUCCGUCUGGGGCCCUCGGCGCGGGCGCCCGCUCCUCGCGCUCCGGUCCCAGGCCCCCGCGGCCGCGGCCGCCGUCUCCCACCACGACGUGGUCGUCGUGGGCGCCGGGAUCGUGGGGCUCGCGAUCGCGCGCCACCUCCUCCUCCACACCCCGCUCUCCGUCGCAGUCGCAGACGCCGCCGUCCCCUGCUCCGGCGCCACCGGCGCGGGACAGGGCUACAUAUGGAUGUCGCACCGGACGCCCGGGAGUGACACGUGGGAGCUGGCGGUGCGGAGCAAGCAGCUGUGGGAGGAGCUCGCGGCGGAGGUCGACGGCCAGGAGGGCGGCGGUGCGCGGGAGCGGCUGGGGUGGAUGAGGACAGAAAGUGAAAUGCCACUAUCAAUUUUGUUAAGGAAGCUUAUUAGUUGGGAGAACUUUGGAAGAGCUGGCCACAUUGGAGGAAAGGACCAAGGCUCUGUCUCAGGCUGGCAUACAUGCGGAGUUCUUGUCUGCCUCUUCAUUGCAUGCAUUAGAGCCGGCACUGAGUGUUGGAAAAGCUGCUGGUGCUAUGUUCUUGCCUCAAGACUGCCAGAUUGAUGCAUUCCAGGCUGUCUCUUUGAUUGAAAAGACCAAUAAUUCGUAUUCCCCAGAAGGGAGGUACAUGGAGCUCUAUAAUGAUCCUGCCAUGUCAUUAAUAAGAUCAGAAGUUACUGGGACAGUUGAAGCUGUCCAAACUUCCAAAAACAUCUUGUAUGGCAGAAAAGCUAUU
Phragmites australis (common reed) is the source of this 942-nucleotide messenger RNA. RefSeq lists its product as uncharacterized. Bases 90 to 770 code for a protein of 226 amino acids. Gene Ontology annotation, cellular component: cytoplasm. The transcript has 5 exons. Gene Ontology annotation, molecular function: oxidoreductase activity. NCBI's taxonomy places the organism in Eukaryota, Viridiplantae, Streptophyta, Magnoliopsida, Poales, Poaceae. The record is from RefSeq and is a predicted model, not a curated record.